Messenger RNA from Fusarium redolens, 2037 nucleotides. Its product is annotated as major facilitator superfamily domain-containing protein. Gene Ontology annotation, molecular function: serine-type peptidase activity; transmembrane transporter activity. Lineage: Eukaryota; Fungi; Ascomycota; Sordariomycetes; Hypocreales; Nectriaceae. The transcript is spliced from 6 exons. Gene Ontology annotation, biological process: proteolysis; transmembrane transport. Gene Ontology annotation, cellular component: fungal-type vacuole membrane. The record is from RefSeq and is a predicted model, not a curated record. The coding region runs from base 1 to 2037 and encodes 678 amino acids.
AUGUCAGCUCGGAAAGGUAGCCCAGUCGCCGACUGGCCUUGCUCAUCGACCUCAUCAGACAACGAGAAAGGCAACGACACCGAUAUCUCGCAGCCCGAAAGUGCAUUACCCACUACAACACCACCAGCGGUCGAGUUUGAUAAUCCCAAAGGAUGGAUAGCUGUGGCAGCCGCAGCAUGUUCCCUUUUCGUUUACCUCGGGGUGAUCUACUCAUGGGGCAUUAUGCAGGUUCGACUUGUCGAAGUGACUGGAACAAACCUCACAACCUUGACAUUUGUCGGAUCACUUGCAACAUCAUUCAUGAUCUCACUCAGCAUCCUCUCUGGUAUUGCUGUUCGAAAGCUUGGGUAUCAAAAGACUGCUCUGGCUGGCGGCGUCUUGAUGGGACUGGGUGAAUUCCUUGCUAGUUGGACGACAAAGCAUGUUGGGGCACUCUUUGUCUUCCACGGUGUAAUAUUUGGCAUUGGAGGGGGGCUAUCCAUCUUCGCAUCCUCGACUGCUCCCCUCAGGUGGUUCAAGAGACACCGCGGCCUGGCUAUGGGUAUCGUAUUUGGAGGAGGCAGCCUUGGAGCGGCUGUCAUGAGUAUUGCGACGAAUCUUCUCGUGAAGCAAGUCGAUGUCGCCUGGACAUUCCGCAUCCUGGCCUUCAUGCUCUGGGGAGUCUGUAUUCCAGCUUCAUACUUCAUUCAACAGCCUGAGGGAUCCAUGAGUGCUGGUCUAAAGCUCCAGUGGUAUCGCUUCCGAGAGCCUCGGUUCCUCCUUAUUAUCGCCGGGACAGCUUUGUCAUGCUUUCCCUUGUUUAUUCCCCCAUACUUCAUCCCCAUCUUCACUCGAUCAAUGGGCUACUCUCACCAGAUUGCCAUUAUCAUACUGGCGGCCUGGAACUUGGCUUCAACUGUUGGUCGGGUCCUGGGGGGCUAUACUGCAGACCACUUGCUUGGCCCUUUGAACAGCCUGAUCGUCUGCCUUCUAUUUAUAGGUCUCAGCUCACUUGUCGUGUGGCCAUUGGCCUCUUCGGUUGGAAUAUUCUCUAUCUUCCUUGUAUUCAAUGGCAUUGGCUGCGGAGCGUUCUUUAGUCUGGUUCCUCCCAUGCUUGGAGCGACAAUGGGGCCAGAGAAUACACUUGGCAUCUUGCCUAUUGUUUGGACUACUUGGUUCUGUGGAUUCUUCUUUGGUACACCUAUUGCUUCAGGGAUCUACUCGCUUGCAGGCAGUAGUGAUGACAGUCUUUCGGUAUUUAGGCCUGCUGCUUAUUAUGCCGGUGGAAUGUCUAUUAUUGGUCUUUUAUUUAUUAUCUAUAUUCUCGCUAUCAUACUUGUAACUAUCUCAGACGGAGACACUAUGAAGCUCGACUUUGCAAAGCUCACAGCUUUCAUAGCGGCCAAUUCGACAGGCAUUGGUGUUCUCGUGUGCCCUGGUGGUGGUUACAGCCAUGUCUCUAUUGUCAAGGAAGGUUACGCUCCAGCUGCAUACCUCAAUAAGCUUGGUAUUGAUGCGUGGGUUCUCGAUUAUACCACGACGUCUAAUGCAACUGCACCUAUUUAUCCAAAACCUGAGAAUGAGGUCUUCGCUGCUCUCAAGCAAAUUCGUCAUCAUAACCCCAAAAUAGAGAAGCUUGGCAUUUGGGGCUUCUCGGCGGGCGGCCACCUUGCAUCCACAACCCUCACCAACCCUAAGGCCGGCCUGGAUUUUGGCAUCCUCGCGUAUCCCGUGAUCACCUUAGAAGGCAACUAUGUGCAUAUCGGUUCUCGCGACAAUCUCGUUGGGCCUAACGCGACGGCCGAAGAGUUGCGCGAUCUAUCAGCGCAGAACCUGGUCUCUGACACAACGCCCCCGACAUUUUUGUUCCAUACCUUCGACGAUCAAGCUGUUCCUGUGGAAAACACCCUCUUGUUUGCCGAGGCCAUGGCAGUCCAUAAACGAAAAGCUCAAGUUUUGAUUCUACCAGACGGUCCACAUGGUCUCGGAUUGGCUCUUGAUGACCCUGUACGCAGCUGGACAUCUGAAUUGACACGAUUUCUCACAUAUUCAAUUUAG